AUGGCAAAUGCCUCAUCAACACGCCGACGACCCCCUCGAUCUCAGCCCGAGACCUCGAAGUCUACGGCCACCGCGCCAACAACAACAUCGCCAGAUGAGCUCGAGGACACGACGUCCCGUGUCAUUUCCCCCCUCGAUAUUCUGCGAGUUAUACUCACCUUAAUAUUCGCCUCCUGCCUCCUCUCAUACUAUCUCACUUCCGGGACAUCCCUGAUCUUCAAAUAUGAACCGUGGUUCCUGAAUCCCUCCAAGUUGGCUCACUGGUGGGUGGGACCAGUAAAUCUCACACCAGAGCAACUCGCACUCUACGAUGGCAGUGACCCUGCGAAGCCUAUUUAUCUGGCGAUCAACGGAACCAUCUUUGAUGUUUCCGCCGGAAAGCAUACUUACGGACCGGGUGGGAGUUACGAAGUGUUUGCUGGCAGGGACGCUACCAGAGCCUUUGUGACCGGAUGCUUUCUUGACGACCGGACUGGGGACUUGAGAGGCGCGGAGAUGAUUUACAUUGCUAUCGAAGACGAUCCGGAUGAAGACAUCUCGAGUAGUGCGAGAAAACUGCGUGCGGAAAAAGAAAGACGAGAAGCCAAGAAGAAAGUCUUGGAUGAAGUGAGAAGAUGGGAACAGUUCUACAAGAACCAUAAGAAAUACUUCGAGGUCGGAAAGCUGGUUGGCGUCCCAGAAUACACAGGCGAACCACCGAAGCUCUGCGAGCCAGCAGAGAAGGGGAGGCCAAAGCGCAAGAACAUGAAUUCGAAAAAGGAAAAGAAAAAGGACGCACCUGGAAAGCCUGUACAAUAG
Messenger RNA from Fonsecaea erecta, 798 nucleotides. RefSeq lists its product as hypothetical. Bases 1 to 798 code for a protein of 265 amino acids. Gene Ontology annotation, cellular component: membrane; endomembrane system. The record is from RefSeq and is a predicted model, not a curated record. NCBI's taxonomy places the organism in Eukaryota, Fungi, Ascomycota, Eurotiomycetes, Chaetothyriales, Herpotrichiellaceae. The transcript has a single exon.